Messenger RNA from Pseudonaja textilis, 621 nucleotides. NCBI's taxonomy places the organism in Eukaryota, Metazoa, Chordata, Lepidosauria, Squamata, Elapidae. The record is from RefSeq and is a predicted model, not a curated record.
AUGGUAUCAUUUCUUAACGUGUGAUGCUGUUCCUUUUUUUUUUCUUUCCCAGAUUGCCCUGGCUAGUUUCUACGAAGAUGGUGGCGACGAAGACAUCAUGACCCUCCCACAACCAACCUCCAGCUCGGUUACCAGAGGCACUGCAGCCAGCGACCACAGGGUGACGUCGUUCCGUGACCUCGUUCAUGCUCAGGAGGAAGAGGAGGAGGAAGAGGAAGGACAAAGGUUUUAUGCCGGUGGGUCAGAACGAAGCGGGCAGCAGAUCGUUGGCCCCCCGAGGAAGAAGAGUUCGAACGAGCUGGUGGAAGAUCUCUUCCGGGGGGCCAAAGAACACGGGGCCGUGGCCGUCGACAGGACAGCUAAGAGCCCCGGGGAAGGCAGCAGGCCAAAGCCCUUUGCUGGAGGUGGGUAUCGCUUGGGAGCGGCCCCCGAGGAAGAGUCCGCGUACGUCGCGGGAGAACUGAAGCAGAACGCCGCCCAAGAUGUGAGUAGUUCAGGACUCGAUCUGAAAUCGGAGCUCCGAGGGUCCCAAACUUAUUGUAGGGAAUCCCGGUCCAAGAACAGCAGAGUUCCCAAACUUAGAAGCUGCUGGCAGGCUGUGGAAUUUUUGAAUUCUCCAAG